CGCGGAGUUAAGGCUUCAAUCUGCUUUCGCUUAGUUCGACAGCCUCGACAAGCCGACAAAGUCUCGAGUAGACGGCUGUUUCCUUUUUUUUUUGUCUAAACGGUUAUAUGCAACGACGUUCAGGCCUUGGGAAGGGUCUGGCACGCAUCUCCCCUCCCAAUCAGCACCGACUGACGGGUAUGGGUUCGGAUCCAACAAAACACACAAGGUGGAAUCAAAGAGCGCUAGGCGUCACCAAUAGAAUAUGGGCCAUCAUCCUUGGGUUCAUUCUACUACUCGCUCUAUCACGAUUUAUCUUGUUUUCAAACCAGUCGCAUCAACCAUUCACCACAGAAGGCCUGGUACCGAAGAAUUACCUUCAUGAGGCGAACUACCUUGUUGGCAAUGCGUCGGAGACAGCGAACCCAUUCGACUUUUGUCCUGUAUUUGGACCUGGGGACGAGAUUGCGAACAAGUAUGGUGUGGUGCCAUUGGCUCAGAGUCGUUUGCAUUUGGGGAGCGGGGGGAGGGUGCACCGCGUGAUUCAUAAAGCGCUCUUGGGUCAACCUGUGACGAUCAGCGUGUUAGGUGGUUCAGUUUCUGCAUGCCAUGCUGCAGGAGAUGAUCCAUUAUCUCCCAGAUGUUAUCCUUCGCGCUUUUUCCAGUGGUGGUCGAGCGUUUUUCCUCACCCAGCUUCGGAGCUGACCAAUGGUGCUAUGAGGCGUACAAACUCGGGAUACUUUGGGUUCUGCAGCUCGCAUCACAUCCCGGAGUAUACCGACCUGGUGAUACUUGAAUUUGAUGUCGAUGACGAAGGCUCCCAACGCUCGAUGGAAAAUUUCGAGUUGUUGGUUCGCUCUAUAUUGGACCGCCCAGACCAGCCUGCAGUCAUCAUUCUAGGGCACUUUAGUUCACAGAUACACACGACAUAUGGUUUUGCAGGACCUGACCAUUGGCACAAUAUCGUCGCACAGUUCUAUGACGUGCCGCAUAUUAGCGUCAAACCCAUACUUUAUCCAUCUUACAUGUCAAAUCCUGACCUCAUAAAGCCUUACUAUGCGGACCCCAUGCUCGCGAAUCCGGCAGGCCAUGAAAUUCUCACUGACGUUCUCGUAUCGUACUUCCAGUCUCAGAUAUGUGCAGCAUGGUCAACGGCCGGCGGUCACUCGUACGAUACCAUCCCAAUGAUGAUGGCACAUGGUUACAACCCAGCUGGCGCAGAUACGCAUCUCUUCGGCGGUGUCGGCGCAAGGAAAGGCGCCUGCAAUGAUGGUGCAGAGCCUGUACCGAUCUACCCCGAACUACGAAUUCCUCCCAUUCGGAUUAAUACGCGUCCCAAAGAGUCGCGACCAUUCGAAGAGGUCGCACCGUAUUGCGCAUCUGCUAAUGACCUCGUAAAUCCCGUACCUCCGUCGCUUUUCUACGGUUCUGGUUGGAUGGCGGCGCAUCCCUCAACAGGCUCGUCACCUUUGCUUACGGCCGGGUAUUAUUGGUAUAGCUCGUUGCCAUUGAGCAAGUUGCGCGUACCUAUCAAAGUAGGCGCUGGAGAUGUUGGGAUUUAUUUCUUGAAGGAGCCCAUGAGCCAGAUUGGACAGGGAAGUGAGAUUGAAUGUUGGGUGGAUGAUAAUUUUGGAGGUGCGGUGGUCAUAGAAAAUGCCGGAGAUGUCAGUGAUGCGGUGCCAACAGGAUCGCACUACGUUGAGUGCGUGUUGAUUGGCGAGGAAGGGCAAAGCGUUCCUUCAUUCAAGAUCAUUGGCGUAUUUGCGACAUAG
This is a messenger RNA of Suillus paluster, 1751 nucleotides long. RefSeq lists its product as uncharacterized. The transcript is spliced from 7 exons. The coding region runs from base 108 to 1751 and encodes 547 amino acids. The record is from RefSeq and is a predicted model, not a curated record. Lineage: Eukaryota; Fungi; Basidiomycota; Agaricomycetes; Boletales; Suillaceae.